This is a messenger RNA of Physcomitrium patens, 1586 nucleotides long. Its product is annotated as phosphatase IMPL1, chloroplastic. NCBI's taxonomy places the organism in Eukaryota, Viridiplantae, Streptophyta, Bryopsida, Funariales, Funariaceae. Gene Ontology annotation, molecular function: inositol monophosphate 1-phosphatase activity. Gene Ontology annotation, biological process: inositol metabolic process; phosphatidylinositol phosphate biosynthetic process; signal transduction. The record is from RefSeq and is a predicted model, not a curated record.
GAGGAUUUCCUCUCCACAAGCUCCACUCUGUCUCGAGUUCAUUCAUCCGCACAACGGUCGAGCUUGAUCAUCAGCAUCCCCAGGAACAAGCCGCUGGAUUGUGCGACUGUUAUUGACGUUCCAAGGGGCGUUGAAUGUUUGUGCGCAGCCUUAUGUUUGUUGCGGAAUCCAAGCUGCGCUGAUUUUGGUCAUCGAGCUUGGAGGUUUGCAGCUAUGGCGGUGGCGAUGGGGGCUAGAACCCUAACAUCAGCGUCGACGUCGCUGGUGUUGCCCAAGUCGUUGUCCAAGGGGGCAGCAUCUGCUCUCCUUGGUCAUGUCAAGCUAUGGACGAGUGUCAAGGUUGGGGGUUCAAGGGCAAUGUGCACAAACUCCUCCGGGGUUCGCCGGGGUGGUAUCGCCAGGUCUGCAGUCUCGGAGGUGACGGCUUCCAAAAUCGGUGCCAUCUCCACGGAGGGCUUGCCCGUGAAGGCUUUAAUGGAAGUGCUGGACGCGGCCGGUCACCGGGGCGCCGAGGUUAUUAUGGCUGCACUUGACAAGCCGCGAAGUAUAGAUUAUAAGGGCAAGGCUGACCUUGUGACAGACACGGAUCGUAAUACGGAGCUUGCAAUUUUAGAGGUCGUCCGGGAGAAAUUUCCAGAUCACCUUAUUUUGGGUGAAGAGGGUGGCGUGAGCGGAGACUCAAACUCUGACUACCUCUGGUGCAUAGAUCCCUUGGAUGGCACCACAAAUUUUGCUCAUGGCUAUCCUUCCUUUGCUGUCUCAAUUGCCGUGCUUUAUCGAGGGCGGCCUCUUGCUGCCACGGUGGUGGAGUUCGCGGGAGGACCUUUUGCAUGGGUAACGCGGACAUUCACAGCAUCUGCAGGAGGGGGAGCAUUCUGCAAUGGCCAGCGCAUUCAUGUCAGCAGCAAUGAUAUGGUAGAGAGGUCUCUAUUGGUGACUGGAUUUGGAUAUGACCAUGACGCAGCCUGGGAAACGAACCUUGAACUAUUCAAGUACUACACAGACACUAGUCGGGGUGUCAGGAGAUUGGGUGCAGCUGCGGUAGACUGUUGUCACGUUGCUCUUGGUAUUGCUGAUUCUUACUGGGAAUUUCGCCUCAAACCCUGGGAUAUGGCUGCUGGUGCUCUGAUGGUAGAAGAGGCUGGAGGAAAGGUGACGCGUAUGGAUGGUGGGCCUUUCUCUGUCUUUGAUCGUUCUGUCAUCGUCAGCAACGGAGCUAUUCAUGACAAGCUGUUGGAAAAGAUUCAACCCGCCACCGAGAAGCUCAUUGCGGAUGGAUUGAACUUUUCCCAAUGGUUGAAGCCCACUGGCUAUAACUCAGAUGUGUAAGACAACAGUUACUUCUACAGUGUCCUAUCUCUGUUAACGAUCAGUGGUCAGAUUUUGUUAGUCUAUUAUCUCUGAAGUCACUGCUUAAUAAGACUGGAUCUCCCCUUUUGAGACUUGUCUCUGAACCUUCUUAAGCAUCUCCAGAUCAAGGAGUUUUACAUGCUUUCAAAAGAGGCAUUUUCUAAAACGUGGACGGACCAUAUGCUUGUCAUUUUCACUCUCUAGUCUCAAUUCUGCUAUCAGGCUCCAUUUUUUAA